Messenger RNA from Pogonomyrmex barbatus (red harvester ant), 3021 nucleotides. It is a transcript of the gene IntS4, whose product is annotated as integrator complex subunit 4. Gene Ontology annotation, biological process: snRNA processing. Gene Ontology annotation, cellular component: integrator complex. The record is from RefSeq and is a predicted model, not a curated record. Lineage: Eukaryota; Metazoa; Arthropoda; Insecta; Hymenoptera; Formicidae.
ACUGUAUAUCAAUUCAAGGCAUGAUAUAUUUGUAUAUGAUUUGCGAGAAGGUUAUAUCGUAUAUUAAAAUUAAAAUAUGUUAGAAAAUAAUAGAGAUAGUGCUUAUCUCUAAUUUAUAAUGAAAUAAGCAUUUGUCUCAAAAAUGGCAGCUUUAAUGAAGAAACGAGUGCUAGCUGAAUUUAAUCAGAGUCAGAUUAUUAACGAACAACCCCCCAAGCGACUAAAGACUCUGAGAUUAUUAUCGACAAGUAGCUCAAAAAGUGCUACUGACAGCAGCUCAGCAUUAGCUUAUAUAGAAUGCCUAGAAAAAUGUAAGAGUGGAAAUGAUGCUUUACAACUGCUUGUUCGUAUUUCGGAUACUAUAGCGUAUAUAACACCGGAAGAUGUUUCUGUCGCUAUAAAAAAGCUAGCGGAGAGAUUUGCUGUUGAGAACGAAGCUGCAGUUCGAGCUAAGAUUUUCUGGGUGUUUGCUGAAUUGGGAGAAGUAACACCAGACACAUUGGAAAAAGCAAAAAUUGUAAAUGAAACAGCUGAGCUUUUAAGAAAUGAGGAAUCACACAAAGUAAAGAGUCAGGGACUAGCGACGCUGUUAAAAUUGGGAGAUUAUCAAAGGACACUAGUAUUAAAGCUUGCACAGGAACAUCUGCCUGAUACAUGGCAUGGUGUUCAAACACGAUGUCUUUCUAUCAUUGGACGUUAUCUAACUGCAAAUACUGCUGAUGAUAUUUUAUCAUUAAUCGGCAAUUAUGCACAUUCUCAAGAUCCAAGAGUACGUGCUCAAGCUUUUGAGACUAUGGCAGAGUUGCAUUCUCAUAGAGGCUGCAGGCUUCCUGCAAGUUUCUUUAAAGAAGCCUGUGCAGCUCUUCGUGAUGAUUACGAGAUUGUACGCCGAGCUGUUUUGAAACUUAUCUGGCUUCUUGGUAGAGAAUAUCCUGAAAAUAUUGUUGUUGGAACUGAUGGAGAAGAUGUACGUAUGGUGGACUGUGCUUUUUCACAAAUUUGCAGUCUUAUGGGUGAUUUGUCACCUCGAGUAAGAGCUUCGGCGAUGUCGCUUUUGGGAACUAUGAAAAGUGUAUCGCGUCGUUAUAUCGAACAAGCGUUGGAUAAAAAACAGAAAGUAGUUGAAGCAGACAGAUCCGAGGUUGAAGAGAAAAGUGGAUCUUGCGGAGCAUUUAUUCAUGGUUUAGAAGAUGAAUUUUUAGAGGUAAGAACAGCAGCAGUAGAAGCGCUCUGCACACUUUCAUUAGAACAACCAAGUAUAGCUAGAAUUUCAUUGGACUUUAUGGUGGACAUGUUCAAUGAUGAAAUCCAGGAUGUUAGAUUAAGAGCUAUCGAAUCGUUAAGAAAAAUGUCAGCAAGCGUAACUCUUCGAGAGGACCAGUUGGAAACAAUUUUAGGCGCAUUGGAAGAUUUCUCGGGAGAAGUGAGAGAAGGCUUGCACGCUAUGCUAGCCGCUAGUCAUCUCGCCACUACCAAUUGUCUUUACAUGUGUGUUAAUCGUUUGCUAGAUAAUUUAACUCGAUAUCCUCAGGACAGGGAGAGUAUCAGAAGUUGUUUAGCAGCAUUAGGUGCAUCACAUCCAUAUUUAACGUUGCCUCUAGUACCACAACUUCUCGGCCGACAUCCCUUCUUCGACACGCCCGAGCCAGAUGUAGAUGAACCGUCUUAUGCAAGUGUACUUGUUUUAAUCUUCAACGCCGCGUUACAUUGUCCAAGUAUGCACGCUCUGUUUACAGAGCAUGCUUCCAAACAUUAUCAUUAUUUGCGCGACACCAUGCCGCAUCUGGUUCCGCGACUACGGCCAGCACUUACAAGCGGCUCGGGAAUCAAAACGGAAGAUAACGAAGAGAUCAGAGAUCAACGUGGUCGAGAAUUUUUGGAGAAAAUGGUAGCCGGUAUCGAGAAUGCUAGACCGGGAGGCAGAGUUCAUACACAGCUUUUGGAAACCGCAGCCAUUGAUCUUGAUCGCUUAGCAGAGAUGGAUCAUCACAUGGAAGGCGCGGCACGUUUCACCGCCUUGUAUAUUCGAUGCCUGCUGUUAUUGAGGUCCGUCCUCAAAGAAUGUUCCAUGUCCUCGGCAACAUCUAUUUCGGUUAGCUCGAUACCGAAUACCAACAACAAUAUCUUUGUUCUUCUUCAACAUACGCAAAAAUUACAACGUUUAUUUAGUGGAUUAGGCGAGAACGAAAUUAUAUUGGCCAAUGAUAUGUGGUUAAAAGCGCUAGCUAUAGAAUUAGUUAGAGUAACUAAGAGCGCGACCGGCAGUGCGUUACCACUAGCUCGUUACUUCCUAUCGGAAGCGGACGCUUUGCCUCAAGAUACAUCGAGGCUGCCGCCGUUCUCCAGAGCUCUGGUUCUGCAGAUACCCACUCUGGCGGAUGUGAAACCGGGUUCUUUGACGCGGCUCUUAGUACCGUUACUAUUGACACCAGUGAUUCAGGGAGAAGAACGACUGCCGAGACCAUCAGCGACAACGCGCUUUUGCCGAGCGUACAUCGAGGAACCGAGAGGCGACGCCGAUGCCGCACUAAAAUUCACGGGCGGUCUUUUGCUAGGAAUCUCCCUAAAUGCCAAGAUAUUGAAUCUACGCGAUCCUUCUACACUGCGAAUAAAGCUGAGGCAUCCGGAUCAACAAGUGCAAUUAUUGUUACCGCGACAGUCAGAUCUGCGUAUGCAGCAAUCCAAUCAGAAAGAUUACAGAUUGAGGACGACGGUUCUUCUGUCGCAUCAAGUAUGGAUGGAGCCCUGUAACGUAGAGAUUUCCUUGGCAUUGCUGUUACCUUCUGCUUCGAUUUGCACACACUCGCCUUUAGAUGAUCCAUGUGUAAUUGAUUUAUGUAAACCUACGAAAGUGUCAAUUGCACCGAAAGCCAUUAAAAGAGGCAUAUGAUACGAUUACAUCGUUAUACAAUAAUCAAUUUAUACUUUCCGAUUAUUCAAUUUGUAUUUUUACAGAUCAAGAUUUAAUACUUGACGCAUAUAGAGAAUUAGUUUGUUAAUAAAACAUACUAUUUAAACACA